CAUUCUUAAAAAUAUCCAUUUUAAGUGUUAAAAAAAUAAGUUAUAAGGGAAUUAACUAGCAAAUGGUUGAAAUUUUACUCAAGGGCAGACAACUAUCGGAAAUCUACAGCGAAUGAGAGUGACAGAGAAAUCAGCUCAAUAACGCAAAUUAAAGAUGCCAACAGGACAUGACCAGCUUGCUGGAUGGGGGAUGGUCAGCUUUGCCUCAUUCAUCUUUAUCUACUAUACUGUCUGGGUCAUCGUGCUGCCCUUUGUGGAACCAGGCAUUUUCAUUCAUAAGCUCUUUCCGCCACGGAUCUAUGCCAUUGCUGGUCCCCUGGUUGCAGGAGUAGUUGCCCUUUUAUUGCUAGGUUCUUUUGUGUCAUAUGUGACAUUCAAGUCAAAGAUGAAGAAAAGCUGAUUUUCUUGUGCAGUGUGCAAUAAAUGUUUUACUUCUCUUUUGAAAAAAAUA
Messenger RNA from Pomacea canaliculata, 451 nucleotides. Its product is annotated as dolichol phosphate-mannose biosynthesis regulatory protein-like. Gene Ontology annotation, biological process: GPI anchor biosynthetic process. The record is from RefSeq and is a predicted model, not a curated record. The transcript is spliced from 4 exons. Gene Ontology annotation, molecular function: enzyme regulator activity. NCBI's taxonomy places the organism in Eukaryota, Metazoa, Mollusca, Gastropoda, Architaenioglossa, Ampullariidae. Gene Ontology annotation, cellular component: dolichol-phosphate-mannose synthase complex; endoplasmic reticulum membrane. Bases 155 to 400 code for a protein of 81 amino acids.